AUGUCGCAACAAAAGCAUCACAAAUACUUACAGAGUUCCAACGAGUCGAACAUGUCAGCCAAAUGUGCCUUGAUCUUUGCGCUUGCCGCACUUUGCUGCUUGCUGCUUGCCACAGAGGCAGCCAGUCCGCGUCGCGUCGCCGUGGCACGCAACACGAUCGUGCAAGCCGAUGAAGAUGACAGCAAGCUGCCCGCCUCCGUCGAUGAAGAGGGCGUGGUAGAUCAUCAACAAGAGCUGGAUUCGCUGGCCCACGCUGCUGCGCAGUUCAAUGCGGGCAGACAGAGUUCAGGCGUCUACAGCGAGGACGAUGCACGUGCCAGACGCGUCGUGCGUCGCUCUCGUCGUCGUGGCGGACGUCGUGGUGGCGCUCGACGUGGUGGACGUGGCGGUCGUGGCGGUCGUGGCCGUCGCUCUGGUCCGCGUCGUCGCAACUCGUUCAGAAGACGCAAUGGCGCUCGCAGAGGUUAG
Messenger RNA from Drosophila busckii, 468 nucleotides. RefSeq names its product protein nemuri. The record is from RefSeq and is a predicted model, not a curated record. Lineage: Eukaryota; Metazoa; Arthropoda; Insecta; Diptera; Drosophilidae. Bases 1 to 468 code for a protein of 155 amino acids. The transcript has a single exon.